Molecule: messenger RNA, 847 nt
Organism: Photinus pyralis (common eastern firefly)
Lineage: Eukaryota; Metazoa; Arthropoda; Insecta; Coleoptera; Lampyridae
Exons: 5
Coding region: 193-774 (193 amino acids)
Source: RefSeq, a predicted model, not a curated record
UAAAAAGUAAAUUCGGCAACGUUGGCGCGUUCUUUUGUUCAAAUUCAAAUUUAUUUUAAAAUCUAGUAGGCGAAAACAAAAAAAUAUUUACAUCAUACGUCUGUCGCUAGAAAUUAAAUUUCUCUAUUUAUCUCUAAUUAUUUGUGAAAUUCCACUUCUCCAUUAGCCAGAAAAGAUAAUAACGAGCUCAAAAUGCCUUCAAUAAACUUCAUCCAUUUGGAUAAUUUACAUUGCAGUGUCUGUAAAAGACCAGUAAAACUUGUUCCAGUCAGAUAUAUGGCUUUGUUGUACAGACCCAACUUCAGCUUCAGAGCACUUUUGAAGGUAAUGUUCAAGAGCUACAAGUUCUUCGUUUGCUCAUUGUGCUGCACUUUGGUAAGACGAGCAGCAAUACUUCAAACAGAUUACACUGAAAUGUUCAAUUGCCUUGUAUGCCGAAAGCAAGAUUGCGAUCCUUUCGCAUACCUUGAUGAUUAUGACAACCCUCUCUUUCGACCUAAAGAAGAUGUUUUGUACUUUAAAACAUUUGUGCACAAAAGAUGUUUGGUGCUUUCAGAUGGACUUCAAAAAGUCUAUAGUGUAAUCGAAUCUAAUAACUGGGCUCAACUGAAGAAGAUUGUGGCGUAUCGAAAAUUGACCUCUUACCUUUGUGCUCCGAUACUUAUCCCAACACUGAUCCCUAGACCAUUUGGUACACUUUUGCAAAAACUACCAAAACUUGAAAUAGAAGUGGAAGAGAUUGAAAGGCAGAUGAAAAUGAUUACCCUUAAUUAAAAUUGUAAUUUUUCCAGACAGAUUCUCUUGUUUUAAGGGUUAGUAUAAGAAUUAAACUUUGAGUUGAAUGUUA